GGUGCUUUUGCCACCAACCGUUCCAUAUCCCCAAGCUAAGGAUCGCCUCCAUCGCCUCUCUCAUCCGACCAACGCAAACCAAACCAGCUCACAUCUGACACACAUGGAGCAAAAAGCUGUCACCCGAAGCCCAUCAUGGCCGGAGCUCCUCGGAUCCAAGCACUGGUCCGGCCUUCUUGACCCCCUCGACCUCUCCCUCCGCCGCCUCCUCCUCCAAUGCGGCGACAUGUGCCAGGUCACCUACGACUCCUUCGACAACGACCCGCACUCCAAGUACUGCGGCAGCUGCCGCUACGGCAGGCGCACCCUCCUCGACAAGGUGCUCUUCCCCUACGCCGCCAGCUACUCUGUUUCCGGUUACUUCUAUGCCACCUCCCAGGUAGGCCUCCUCGACCACUUCUUCCUCUUCUCCUACGCCCGCGAUGCCUGGAGCAAGGAGUCCAAUUGGAUGGGCUACGUCGCGGUCUCCACGGACGCCGCCGCCCGCGCCACCGGCCGGCGCGAGAUCUAUGUCGCGUGGCGCGGCACGAUCCGGACGCUCGAGUGGGUCGACGUGCUCGAGCCUGAGCUGCUGCCCGUCGACUCCAUUCUUUCUUCCAAGAAGGAAGCCACCGCCGAGGAAGAGAAGCCCAAGGUCAUGAAAGGCUGGUUCGUCAUCUAUACCUCGAGCAACCCCAACUCUUCUUACAACACGCAGAGUGCGAGGGAGCAGUUGGUGGCUAAGAUCAAAGAGCUCGUGGAGGUCUACAAGGACGAGAGCCUGAGCAUAGUCUGCGUUGGCCAUAGCUUGGGAGCCGCCCUUGCCAUCUUAAGUGCUUUCGACAUAGUGGAGAAUGGACUGUCCAAGGUCGGAGACAAGGAGGAGUUCCCAGUCUGCGCCAUGGUGUUCGGCAGCCCACAGAUCGGGAACAAGGCCUUCAACGACAGGCUGGAGAAGCUGCCCAACCUUAGAGUUCUGCACGUGAGGAACAAGAUCGACCUCAUCCCACUCUACCCGAGCGGCCUGCUGGGCUUCGUCAACACCGGCACGGUGCUGGAGAUAGACACGCGGAAGUCGCCCUACUUGAAGGACUCCAGGUUCCCCGGCGACUGGCACAACCUGCAGGGGAUCCUGCACGUCGUGGCGGGGUGGAAUGGGGACGAGGGCGAGUUCGAGUUGAAGGUGAAGCGGAGCGUCGGGUUGGUGAACAAGUCGUCGGAGUACCUCAAGGACGAGUACCUGGUGCCGGGGUCGUGGUGGGUGGAGAAGAACAAGGGAAUGGUGCUUGAGGAGGACGGGGAGUGGGUGCUGGCAGCGCCGACGGACGAGGAUGCUCCCGUCCCGCCUUCCCUGGAGGGCCAAGCUGGACGGCUCACCGACAUGGCGGUUGCCGAGCGGCCUGUUGCAGUCAAGCAGAAGACGAGGUCAAGAUCACGGCUCUCAUUUACCUCCUGCUUUAAGGUCGUUGACUAGUUGGCUUGUGGUGGUGUGCAUGGACUACAUUGGACAUGUUGGAGAGCUUGUGAAUUCUUUAAUCCUUUCACAGUAAUUCAUAAAAUAUAUUAUAACAA
Molecule: messenger RNA, 1551 nt
Organism: Musa acuminata AAA Group (dessert banana)
Lineage: Eukaryota; Viridiplantae; Streptophyta; Magnoliopsida; Zingiberales; Musaceae
Product: phospholipase A1-II 5
Exons: 1
Coding region: 104-1453 (449 amino acids)
Biological process (GO): lipid metabolic process
Molecular function (GO): glycerophospholipid phospholipase A1 activity
Source: RefSeq, a predicted model, not a curated record